Molecule: messenger RNA, 1380 nt
Organism: Cantharellus anzutake
Lineage: Eukaryota; Fungi; Basidiomycota; Agaricomycetes; Cantharellales; Hydnaceae
Exons: 11
Coding region: 15-1379 (454 amino acids)
Molecular function (GO): protein binding
Source: RefSeq, a predicted model, not a curated record
CGGUGAUUUGGAUAAUGGGAUUGCUCUUUGGAUUCUUCAUCGAUCCCAGAGUCAUCAUGAAUCGGAUCGCAAUCAAGGUCGGAUCUUUUAGGGAUCUUAUGGGAAGUGUGCAAACAUGGAUCCAGAGACGCCCCAACAUAGUAGGGACUGAUGCCCAGGAUCAGCUCGUACUCCACCCUACGGAGAGCAGCCCCGACAUGAAUGCACCACAGCACCCCAGACUCGUUGUCAGCAAGACCCCCGCAGCCUCCCAAUGGACGGAUAUAGUCCCCCUCCUGUGGAAAUUAGAUAAUACGCCUUCAGAAUACAAAUCUGCAACUUCAAAUUUCCGCAGGCUUGUCAUGCAAUGGACUGGAGUUCACGUUUCGGCUGUUCACGAUAUCAGGUUUAGUGCUGAUGGCGACUACCUGGCAACCUGUUCGCAGGACCAAAAAGUAGUGGUCUGGGCCAUGCGUCCGGAGGUCAGGAUUCACUUUUCAUCCCUGUGCGAUCCAAGCACGCAGCCGCAUCGUCUUUCUUGGCACCCCAAGCACCUUUUAUUGGCGGUGAUGCUGGUCAGAAGUGCUAACCUGGUGAUAUAUGAUCUUUCGGGUGCCGGUAAACCCACCGUCAGUUCCUGGUCAGCUAAGCAAAGGCCAGUGAAGGCUAAGCAAGGGCCAGUGAGGGCUGUUACGUGGAUGCCGAGCAAAGAAGCCCUCGUUUAUACGGAGGGCCAUCAUGUUCGGUGUUUCAAUCGCGACAGUGAAGAAUGGAAUAUUGAACUCCCAUAUUCACUUGACGAAGUCGCUGUUACGCCAGACGGAACUAAGCUCGUCGUAGUUGGUACAGUAGAUUCCGUGGACGUUGAUGGGAAGCAAUUCAAGCCAUCAAAGUCCCCACCCGAACGAAGGAUCAUCAUGAUCGAGAUAGAUGGACGAGCGAAAAUUUUCGAGACGCCGACCCUAAAUCAAGUUCGCGGGUUGGAUGUGUCUUCUUCUGGGGCCCUAUUGCUCGUCACAUACGAAGGAAAGGCAUCUCCGCAACUGUUCCGCAUUCACUCAACAUGGUUGGUCCUUCUGCAAACGUACCGUCCGCCCAAGGGAGAGGUGGAAUACUCAGGUUAUAGCCAGCUCGGCAUCCGUGGCUGGACAUCUGGCGUAGAUGGGUUGCGCAUAGAUGAGUGUGCUGUGAUGUGUGCCGACAAAGAAGGCUCCAUUUUUAUUUGGGACCGUGGAUCAUCUGAUCUUCUACACACAUUGAAAGCACCCCUUAGCCGCGCCUCUCAUCUGACUGGGUUUGCAUGGAACCAUGGGCCCAUUGAGAAUCCAACCAUUGCAGCUUCCUCAGCUAACGGAACUAUUUGGUUUUACCACCCCUACGGUUCGGGCGCAGGGGAUUAGU